Messenger RNA from Staurois parvus, 291 nucleotides. The record is from the annotation of a GenBank genome assembly. Lineage: Eukaryota; Metazoa; Chordata; Amphibia; Anura; Ranidae.
CAUGGAAGUGCAAUUAUUUUAGUAAAUAUAAACUGCUAAAUACCUUUUUUCAUCAGCAGUUAGAGCAAUCUUGUGACGUCUAUCAGUGUCAAGCUGAGCACUGGUUAAAGAUGCAGAACACCUGACCUCUGUCUGGACAGAUCUGAUUGGCCCUGUGCUGAUCACAUGCACCCUCCCAAGAACAAAAAUAAUCUCUCUACCAAUAUACACUACCUGAGCAUGUGCAGAUUGACUCCACAUGAUAUGUCUUAUCAGGAGAUAAGAGGGGGGCACUGGAAGAAGGGGAGGAUC